Messenger RNA from Calliphora vicina (urban bluebottle blowfly), 2528 nucleotides. Its product is annotated as armadillo-like helical domain-containing protein 3. NCBI's taxonomy places the organism in Eukaryota, Metazoa, Arthropoda, Insecta, Diptera, Calliphoridae. Gene Ontology annotation, cellular component: cytosol. The record is from RefSeq and is a predicted model, not a curated record. The coding region runs from base 144 to 2198 and encodes 684 amino acids. The transcript has 7 exons.
GCUAAACUAACAACACUGUUGACAAGGCAACGUAAAAAAAUCGUAAAAAUUUCUAUCACAGCAAUAAAAAUAAACAAAUAUUGGCCUUCCUAAAAAUAUACACAUUGAAAAAUAAUAUAAAUUAUAAUUAAAUUAAUCAAACAAUGACUUCUCGCAAACGCAGCGGCAGCGGUUCCUCGAAACGACCCAAAGAAAAAGUUGUUUAUAUUUAUGAACUUUUCUUUCGUGGCGAAGAUCCCACACAAGAGAGUCCUGAGUUUUGGAAUGAAUUCUUUUUGCUGCAGCCGAAUGUUGAGUCUCUGGAGGGUGAAGUCACCAAGUUGACAAGUGAACAGUUUACGGUGGUUAAGAAGAAUCUAAAUAUGAUUUUUCAAAAAUGUAUAGAAAUUUUGGAUACAGAUCAUCCUAAACGUUUGUGCAAUAGUUUGCAGACAUUGUGUUCUUUGUUCUUUGCCAUAUUUAAGAAAUCCACAGCAGAUAAUACAUAUGACAUACUCAAUGAGAUCUUUGGCUAUGAGCAUAUGGACAAAUGGAUGAAACAAUUAAUGGACCAUUGUAAUCGAAUAUUGUUGAGCGACGUCACGGAAAAUGCCAGAUUUAUGUGCUUAAAAUUACUAUUGGUUCUAGUAACUGGUACAGAUAAUGUUAGCCAAAAUGUCUUGUUGGAAUAUCUUAUGAUGAAUACAUUAUUUGAUGCUUUUGUAAGAUUACUAAGUGAUCCAACAUUAAGAGCUCAACAUGGCCAUGAUAUAGUUAUUUUACUAACAAUUUUGGUAAAUUAUCGCAAGCAUGAGGCCACAAAUCCUUACAUAGUGCAGCUAUCAAUAUUGGCCGAUGAGUUGGCUUUAAAUGGCUAUGGUCAAAUGAUUAGUCAAUCACUCAUUGACUUUUGCCGCCAAUACAUGCAAAGCUUGAAUAAUGCCCAAUCAUCCUCUUGGUUUUCCUCAUUAUCGAAUAUAGUGGGUAAUAUGUUUGUUUCGGAUGAAGGCUGUGAAAGAGUGCAACAGAUUAAGGCCAAUAAUGGUUUACUGUUGGCUUUAUAUGAAGCCGUACAUUUGAAUCGCAACUUUAUAACAACUUUGGCUCAUACACAAGCCGAAACUAGUGCACCACCCUCACCUAGCAAUACCUUAAGUUUAACACAACCAGUGCCUGAUUUAGCCAAUGCUCCCAUCAUUGAUAUGACACAAUAUCCUACCAAUUUAUUGGUGGCGGUAUUUCAAUAUUGUUCUAUUGUCAUGCAGGACAAUAAAAAUGAGUCCAGUGUGGCCAAUCUUAAACUAUGCUUCUUAAUUCUCACCUGCAUUUCCGAAGAUCAGUAUGCCAACUCCAUGAUGCACGAUAGCAAUUUAACCUUUAAAGUUAUGUUACAUCGUGCCCAAAUGCGUCAUCGCAAAUUGAACGUUGAUCGUGUAGGCAAAUCUCAACCAUUGGCUGCCACUUUAUUGGAUUUGCUAGUGGAAUUUAUUGUUUCUCAUUUAAUGAAAAAAUUUCCCAUGGAAUUGUAUUUAUUGUGUGUGGGUGUUAUACAUCGUAUACUGUGUUAUCAGAAACGUUGUCGGGUGCGUUUGAACUAUCCCUGGAAGGAGUUGUGGUCGGCCUUGAUUGGUUUGCUGCGGUUUUUGGUUAAUCAGGAGCAGACUUUGGUGAAGAAAUGCAAUAUCUUUUAUUUGUCAUUGCAGGUCGUCAAUAUAUUCAAUUUAUUUAUUACCUAUGGUGAUACAUUUUUGGCCACCACCAAUAGCUAUGAUGAACUCUAUUACGAACUAAAUCGAGAGGAAAAAGUCUUUACCGAAUUGCAUGCAAUGGUACUUCGUUAUACCACAAUGCCCGAUUGUGAGUACAAAGAUGAUGUCAUUAAACUACUAAAUGCCUUAGUCAACAUUUUGGCCAUUGUUAAACAUUUUCAAAAUAAAAUCAAAGAAUGGCUGGCCGAACAGGGCCUAUCCACACCCACAGAAGAACAAAUCCUCGAAGUGGUGCGAAAAAAUUAUGACUUAACAUUGAAAUUGCAGGAUUCCCUAGAUCAUUAUGAACGUUAUGCUGAAGCUCCAAGACACACAGCGUUUUUCAAGAAUAUGGUACGUGAUGUGGUUGCUGAUACACGUAAGCAAAUCUAUGGCUAUGUUAAGGAGGCUGUUUCAACCAUUCCAGAACCAGACAAUGCUAUGAUUACUUCAACUUCUUCUAAUACUUAAGUACAUCUGUUUUUUUUUUAAAGAAAAGUAACAAAUUCUUUUAUUUUUCUUCAUAUGUUUUCUAUAACAAUUAUUAUUAUUAUAAUUUUUAGCUACAUAAAUUGUGUAAUAUGACUGUUGAUUAUAUAAAUUGAUUUAAAUUUAAAAACAAAUUCUAAAAAAAUUAGGAACAAACUAUUUGCAUUAUUAUAUAUUUAACGAAUAAAAAGUAUCAAUGAAAUUGUGUUUAAUCUAAAGCUGUAUAUUUAUCUUUAUAUAAAAGCAAAAAAAAAACGUAUUUAUGAAACAUUAAAACAUAUUUUUAAUAUUAUUAUAUUAAUACAAAUUGAA